GUGGUUCGACCUCUGCAGUCGGUAAGUGUGAUGGCAGAUUGAAUGAGAACGCUAACUAUAAUAAAUCCCUUUUCAUCCUUCAUCUAAACUUCACAUUGCAGCACACAAAGAGACCCGGACUUCAACCAGAUCUGACCGACCCGGUUAAAACUACCUAAAGUAGAAAAUGUACGCCUGUGCAAAAUUCGUCUCCACGCCGGCGCUGGUCCGUGCUGGUUCCCGGGCUCUUUACAGACCCCUCUCUGCCUCUGUGCUGUCCAGGCCAGAGAACAAAUCAGAGAGCAGUGUCGCUGUGAUGCCACAGAGCCCCCUCACCCAGGUGACACUCAGGGGCUUCCAGACCAGUGCCAUCAGCCGGGACAUCGACACCGCUGCCAAGUUCAUCGGAGCUGGAGCUGCCACAGUCGGAGUAGCUGGAUCCGGUGCUGGAAUUGGGACUGUGUUCGGCAGUCUCAUCAUUGGCUAUGCUAGGAACCCAUCUCUGAAGCAGCAGCUGUUCUCAUAUGCCAUCCUGGGAUUUGCCCUGUCUGAAGCUAUGGGACUGUUCUGUUUGAUGGUUGCUUUCCUUAUCCUGUUUGCUAUGUAAAAAUCUGCUGUCGUACGACACUUUCAUUACAGAUGUGACUACAUAUUUUAUUGUGGCUACCAAAAUUGUUCCGUGUUGGUGUCAUGGAAAUGUACAUUUUCAAGUCUUUCAGACACUGUCGAAAUAAGCAAAACAUGUAUUGUACAAAUGUAAGAAAUUACGUGAUUAAAAUACAUGUUUUUGAAUAUUUAACAA
This is a messenger RNA of Lates calcarifer (barramundi perch), 781 nucleotides long. It is a transcript of the gene atp5mc3a, whose product is annotated as ATP synthase membrane subunit c locus 3a. The record is from RefSeq and is a predicted model, not a curated record. The transcript has 5 exons. The coding region runs from base 167 to 586 and encodes 139 amino acids. Gene Ontology annotation, biological process: proton transmembrane transport; proton motive force-driven ATP synthesis. Lineage: Eukaryota; Metazoa; Chordata; Actinopteri; Centropomidae. Gene Ontology annotation, molecular function: proton transmembrane transporter activity.